Messenger RNA from Carlito syrichta (Philippine tarsier), 4280 nucleotides. It is a transcript of the gene GABRG2, whose product is annotated as gamma-aminobutyric acid type A receptor gamma2 subunit. The transcript is spliced from 10 exons. NCBI's taxonomy places the organism in Eukaryota, Metazoa, Chordata, Mammalia, Primates, Tarsiidae. The record is from RefSeq and is a predicted model, not a curated record. Gene Ontology annotation, cellular component: dendrite membrane; synapse; postsynapse. Bases 690 to 2117 code for a protein of 475 amino acids. Gene Ontology annotation, biological process: synaptic transmission, GABAergic; gamma-aminobutyric acid signaling pathway; regulation of postsynaptic membrane potential. Gene Ontology annotation, molecular function: inhibitory extracellular ligand-gated monoatomic ion channel activity; benzodiazepine receptor activity; transmitter-gated monoatomic ion channel activity involved in regulation of postsynaptic membrane potential.
AGUUUCUGGGUUUGCUAAAGCACCUCUUGUCUUUAUGAAUGCCAGUCCUUCCAUGCUUGUGUGUGCAGUGAAGGGUUAAAAAGCUUUGGAAAGACACUACGCAUGUGUUAAUUCGUGCUGCAGCAGCAUGCAUCUCUUCCACUUUGACCUCAUAGUUAAUCUGCGUGAUAGUUAAUCACGCAGAGUCUCUAGUGAUUUUUUUUCUGCUUAUUUCAAAUACACACAGAGGCACACGCACAUGGCUCUGCCCCCUCUAAAAGAAAAAAAAAAUCAAAACAAAGCAAACAAAUAAGCAAACCUAAAACGAUGGACCUGGAGGAGAACGCGUGAGUGUGGGGGGCUUGAGUAUGUACAAGAGUGUGUGCGCCUUUCUCUCUCCCUUAUUUGUCUGGGUGUGAGUCUCUCCCUGUACCCUCCCCCUGCCUCAAUUAUAUUACUCCCCCAGACUUGGAAGCUGCUGCCUGAGCUGACGCUUUGAUGGUAUCUGCAAGCGUUUGUGCUGAUCUUAUUUCUGCCCCCUGAAUAUUAAUUCCAGAAGCUGGUAGCAAUACAUCUCCCCAGUGACGGAACCUACUAGAGGCAGGUGGGGGCAGCCACCAUCAGAUCAUAAGCAUAACAAUAAUACUAAGGGGAGGGAUUAUUCUGCAACCAAGAGUCAAGAGGCGAGAGGAGGAAAAAAAAAAAAAGCGAUGAGUUCGCCGAAUAUAUGGAGCACAGGAAGCUCAGUCUACUCGACUCCUGUGUUUUCACAGAAAAUGACGGUGUGGAUUCUGUUCCUGCUAUCUCUCUACCCGGGCUUCACUAGCCAAAAAUCUGAUGAUGACUAUGAAGAUUAUGCUUCUAACAAAACAUGGGUCUUGACUCCAAAAGUUCCUGAAGGUGAUGUCACUGUCAUCUUAAACAACCUGCUGGAAGGCUAUGACAAUAAACUUCGACCUGAUAUAGGAGUGAAACCAACAUUAAUUCACACAGACAUGUAUGUGAAUAGUAUUGGUCCAGUGAACGCUAUCAAUAUGGAAUAUACGAUUGACAUAUUUUUUGCCCAAACAUGGUAUGACAGACGUUUGAAAUUUAACAGCACCAUUAAAGUCCUCCGGCUGAAUAGCAACAUGGUGGGGAAAAUCUGGAUUCCAGACACUUUCUUCAGGAAUUCCAAAAAGGCUGAUGCACACUGGAUUACCACUCCCAAUAGGAUGCUGAGAAUUUGGAAUGAUGGUCGAGUACUCUACACCCUAAGGUUGACAAUUGAUGCUGAGUGUCAAUUACAGUUGCACAACUUCCCAAUGGAUGAACACUCCUGCCCCCUGGAGUUCUCCAGUUAUGGCUAUCCACGUGAAGAAAUUGUUUAUCAAUGGAAGCGAAGCUCUGUUGAAGUGGGUGACACAAGAUCCUGGAGGCUUUAUCAAUUUUCAUUUGUUGGUCUGAGAAAUACCACCGAUAUAGUGAAGACAACUUCUGGAGAUUAUGUGGUCAUGUCUGUCUACUUUGAUCUGAGCAGAAGAAUGGGGUACUUCACCAUCCAGACCUAUAUCCCCUGCACACUCAUUGUCGUCCUAUCCUGGGUGUCUUUCUGGAUUAAUAAGGAUGCUGUUCCAGCCAGAACAUCUUUAGGUAUCACUACUGUCCUGACAAUGACCACCCUCAGCACCAUUGCCCGGAAAUCGCUCCCCAAGGUCUCCUAUGUCACAGCAAUGGAUCUCUUUGUAUCUGUUUGCUUCAUCUUUGUCUUCUCUGCUUUGGUGGAGUAUGGCACCUUGCAUUAUUUUGUCAGCAACCGGAAACCAAGCAAGGACAAAGAUAAAAAGAAGAAAAACCCUCUUCUUCGGAUGUUUUCCUUCAAGGCCCCCACUAUUGAUAUCCGCCCAAGAUCAGCAACCAUUCAAAUGAACAAUGCCACACAUCUUCAAGAGAGAGAUGAAGAAUACGGCUAUGAGUGCCUGGAUGGGAAAGACUGUGCCAGUUUUUUCUGCUGUUUUGAAGAUUGCCGAACAGGAGCUUGGAGACAUGGGAGGAUACAUAUCCGCAUUGCCAAAAUGGACUCCUAUGCUCGGAUCUUCUUCCCCACUGCCUUCUGCUUGUUCAAUCUGGUUUAUUGGGUCUCCUACCUCUACCUGUGAAGAGGUAUGGGUUUUAUUGAUAUGGGUCUUAUUCACUGAAUCUCAUAGAGAGAAGAUGUUCAUUCUAGGUCUACUUAAAUUAUCCCCUAUGUUGUUGAUAAUGAUCUGAAUUUGUUUCUAUGUCCAAACCUGGUAAAUUGUAUCAUGUUAUGUUGUUUGUGCCCAACUCUCCUUUGGUUAGUGUAAUUUGAAUUUUAAUGUUUGCUGUGUUUCAAACCUGCAAGGCAAAGUAAAAUUAGAGCAAGAACAUUGAAAGCAAACAAGAUAAUUUUUAGUUAAGGCAACUGAAAUUGUGGAAGCCCUAUUUACAAUGGUGGUGUGCUUACUUGAUUUGUAAUACCAUUAGACACAAAAGGUCCCAAACUAUACCCUAUAUCCACAUAAGCCAAAUUGUGGUAAAUUUGGUCCAAUAGAAUACCUUUCUUAUUUGAGAAAAAUCACAACUCACAUUAAAUAUAAAAGCCUAGAUCAGAAAUCUAUUAUCCCUUUAUUCCGAGAUAGGAAUAAUAUUUCCUCCACAUCACAUGUACAAUGAUGUAAAUAUUUCAAUAACUUAGAAUGCUUCAAGUUUAAUGCAUGCAUCUCUUUACAGCCAAAAUAAAUGGAUUGAAGUUAACAUUAUAAAGUAUUGUCUUUUAUUCUGUGUCCUUGGGCUAUAAAAGAAUCAUGAAUGUAAUUAUAAGGAUUUGGGUUUGGAAAUGGAGGGAGGAAUUUUCAUUGCCUUCUCCCUCAUGCAUGAAGAUUCAAACAGCUUAGUUUUUCUUUGUAUGACACUUUAACUAAAAUAUAGAUUGAAUAAUCAGUAUUUGCCACCUCUAAAUAUGCCCAAUUUCAUGACUAGAGUAUAAAGUAAUUGUAUGUGCUUGCUGCUGUUUUUUCUUCCCUUUAGGAUGAUAGAUCAUAACAGAACUUAUUCUCCACACCUCAAGAUAUGUUUCUAGUGAUUGUGAGUGCCUUGUGGGAAGAAUUUUUGUCAUAUCUUCUUUGGGUCCUCAGUACCUGGCAUAGUAACUGGCACAUAUUUAGUGCUCAGCAAAUAUAGUUUGAAGUGAAUUGGCCUCAUAUGCUUCUGGUGAAUCUCUCUUUGCUGGCCAGGAACCAGUGACUCAUCUUUUCACAUGGGCAUUGUCAAGUGAUAUUUGAUCUCUUAAAAAUAAACAGAAGGAUCCAAAGAACUUUAGAUAUUUAUGUUCAUCUUCAAAAAUUUAUUUUAGGCAGAAGUUCAUACUCUUUUAAAAAUAAUGUUUAUGUCCUAUGUGUGUGUACAAAGAUAACUCUAUUAGGGCAUAAUUCGAGUUUGUGUAUUAUUUUCCAGGUUUGGAGAUGAGUCAUUCCUGACCCAUCCAUAAUUUUAUUUAUCAAUUUAUAACAAUAAUAAGCAAGAUUUAUAUCUGACUGGCAUUCAGAAUGUAGUAGUCUAUGCACUGUGUAAAAAGUACUGAAGAUUAAAAUAAAACUGAAAAAAAGGAAAGACUUACCUAGACUUUUAGCCCAUAACUGUAGCCUCAUUAGGCUGCACUGUAAUCAAAUAAAGUGGCUUCCCAUACUUCAAACAUAAUUAGUUAAGUCCCAUCUUCAUGCACUCAUCCUGAAUUCUUAUUUUUUCUAAAAUAGUACUCUUUGUUGAUUCUUUUUUAUGUCAAGUAUUGUUCUAAGUUAUAUCUCAAUCAUAGCUAGUAAAGAUUUAUAGAUAAUCUAAAAAGAGUAGAGAAGAAGAGAAAAUGGCUGUGUUAAUAUAAAAUCAUGUACAGUCAUCAUCAAGUCAUCUGGAUGAAUCUUGAAACACAUUUAGCUGCCAGUUUUACAAACCUUUAAUAUAUCAGUGCUCUAGUAUAUAACCUCAAACAAUUGUAAAUAGAUUGAAUUAUUUUCUUGUUUUGAAUCAUUAACAUAUUAAAUGUUGACUCUUUGGGAGAGUUGUUGGCAAGUUCCAAUGGUGAAAAACAUGUCAUUAUUGUUAACUUGAAAUGUGCUCUGUAACGGGGACACUAAAAGCUAGCUUUCCAAUGUGUGCAUAAUAUUGGCAAUAUAAAUAUAUAUAUAUUCUAUAUAAUCGAAUUCUUAAUUAUGAGCUGCUCCCUGUUGAUGUAUUUGAAAACCUUUUCACAAAGGGAAUUGCCUAACAUGUGGACUUUUACAAUAAAAAUGCUGCAUUCUAAUCCA